Triticum turgidum subsp. durum (durum wheat) is the source of this 324-nucleotide messenger RNA. The record is from the annotation of a GenBank genome assembly. NCBI's taxonomy places the organism in Eukaryota, Viridiplantae, Streptophyta, Magnoliopsida, Poales, Poaceae.
AUGCCAUAUGGGAAGGAAUCAAAGGAUGCUUUGGUGAAGCUCAUUGGUGGGAAAAGCACCAGGAUUUAUGUGUAUGAGCAGGACCAAUUUGGCCGAUAUGUUGGCGACAUCUAUUGCGACAGUGUGUUCAUCCAGGAGCAGAUGCUGAAGAAUGGUCAUGCAUGGUAUUUCAAAAAUUAUGAUUCACGCCGAGAGUUUUCUGAAUGGGAGAAAAAGGCAAGAGCUGCGUGCCAAGGGCUUUGGGCGUUAAAUAACCCUGAGAAGCCGUGGGACUGGAGAAGAGACGAGCGCAAUGGAAGACACAUCACUACUGAGGUCUAUUAA